AAGGCUCCCUCGCCGCUGCUGGUGCUUUUGGCGGACUGCAUCGCGGCCGCCGUCGAGGCAGGCGACGCUGGGACUGCGUGGAGCUUGCAGGUGGGCGUAGGCUUCCUGGGGCUGGCGUUCCUGGAGCUCGCGAAGCUGCUGAUCGCGUUCUCCCGCAGAUGCCUGGUUCAGCUGUGCCGCCUGCUCCGCACACUGGGUCCUGCCGCCCGCGCGUCUGACGAGGAGCCGAUCUCGUCGCUGGAGCAGCGGGCGGCCAAGCCAUCGGCUCUGCUGGACCAGGAGAUCGACCUCGCUGAG
Molecule: messenger RNA, 297 nt
Organism: Prorocentrum cordatum
Lineage: Eukaryota; Dinophyceae; Prorocentrales; Prorocentraceae
Source: the annotation of a GenBank genome assembly